This is a messenger RNA of Dibothriocephalus latus, 1047 nucleotides long. The record is from the annotation of a GenBank genome assembly. Lineage: Eukaryota; Metazoa; Platyhelminthes; Cestoda; Diphyllobothriidea; Diphyllobothriidae.
CUGCAGACCAACGCCCGCAACCGCCUCACGGGCAUUAAGAACGACGGGGAUUUCGGACAUAAGGCCAAAUCCAACGUGGCCUACAAAGGAGCUGGCCAGAUGCCGAAAGAAGAUGAUGUCCGGAAACUGCGUAUUUUUAUCGACAAAAAGUACGAAACAGUUAUCCUGCCCAUCUUCGGCCACCCGACACCAUUUCAUAUCAGCACGCUGAAAAACGUCUCUACUUCUAUCGAGGCCGAUUACACCUAUCUACGUAUCAACUUUCAUCAUCCCGGAGCUGUGGUUGGUCCCAAGGAUGCCUCCAUGUUUCCGAACCCGCAGUCUACCUUUCUGAAAGAGAUGACCUACCGUGCCUCUAACCAGCGUCACCACGGUGACGUUGCUUCUCCGUCCACUAACUUGAACAAUGCCUACCGCAUAAUCAAGGAGGUUCUGAAAAAGUUUCGUUCUCGUGAAGCUGAGGAGCGCGAGAGGGCGAAUCUGGUCGAGCAGGACGUCCUUGUGGUUGAUCCUGUCAAGAGUCCUUUCCGUCUUCGGGAUCUCUACAUUCGACCAAACAUUGUAACGAAACGAAUUACGGGCACUUUGGAGGCCCACAGUAACGGUUUCCGCUUUACGUCGAUCCGUGGAGACAAAGUGGACAUCCUGUACAACAACAUAAAACACUCCUUUUAUCAACCGUGUGACGGUGAAAUGAUCAUUCUCUUGCACUUCCACCUCAAGAAUGCCAUCAUGUAUGGCAAGAAGAAACAGACAGACAUCCAGUUCUACACCGAAGUCGGCGAACUGACAACUGAUCUUGGCAAGACACACUCGCGUAUGCACGACCGAGACGAUCUGGAGGCGGAACAGCGCGAACGCGAGAUGCGUGAGCAGAUAAAGAAUGCAUUUAAGUCCUUUGUCGAUCGCGCAGAGGCCUUGGCCAAGCGUUACAAUCUGGAGUUCGAAAUACCCUUCCGCGACCUUGGUUUCUUUGGCUGUCCUCUCAGGUUAGUUUUUUUGUCGACAACUCUGGGCAGUGUGUGCUGCGGCGGCGGCGGCAGAUAA